UCAGUAGUGCGUAAGCCACGGAGCAGAGAGGACGUGUCGGUCCGCGUGAGCUGACAUCAUCCUGACGUCUGUGCGUGUGUGUGAGGGAGCCAGCCAUCCUCUCCACGUGUCUGAGCUCAAGCUCUCUCAUUCCUACAACUAUACCAUUUGAAGUAUAUAAUAUACUUUGAGAAUAUUUAUCAUUUAACCGGUUUUUCAGAUACAAUUGUGCCGAUAUUGUAUCGCAAGGCUUAUAUGUGUUCUACGCAAUCGAGACGCAGACUAGGCGUAACUAUGCGUCUGGGGAAUUGAACUGGUGAGAACGUGCGCCAGUUAAUAAUUGUAGAGUGUGUGGUGAUGGUGUGACUUAUAAACUGUGAUAGCCAGUCCCAGGAUCACAGUCGAGGAGACUCAGAGGGUUUUAACUGUGGUAGGAGGCAGUAUGCUGGGUCCUCCUGCCUCUCUUAGCGUUAUUGUCCUACCGUUCACGACGUCACCUGUCUCUUAAAAGACGUCAACUGCCUCUCAACACGUCAACUGCCUCUCAACACGUUAACUGUCUCUCAACACGUCAACUACCUCUAAAGACGUCAACUGCUUCUAAAGACGUCAAUUGCCUCUAAAGACGUCAACUGCCUCUCAACAGUCAACUGCCUCUCAACAGUCAACUGUCUCUCAACACAUCAACUGCCUCUAAAGACGUCAACUGCUUCUAAAGACGUCAACUGCCUCUAGAGACGUCAACUGGGUGUCAACACGUCAACUCUCUCUCAAGACAUGACCUGCCUCGCUAUGGUGCGGCUGUGGCUGCUGUGUGCGGUGGCGGCGUGUGUGGCUGCCGCUCCCCCUGGUUCCUGCCCCCGCAUGUGCUUCUGUCCUCUCGACCCCCGUGGCCGUCGUCAGGUGAUCUGCAACACAGGAGGACUGGUGGAUCCCCUUCCUGUAUUAGACAUGCCUUCUGACGCAGAGGUGCUGGAAGUUGGGGCACCACCUGGUCGACCCAACGCCCUUACUCUCGGUCCCAUAUUCAAGGAUCACCGCCGUCUGGAGAAGCUGAGUGUGACGGGGUCUGGCGUUCCCGCCCUCGGCGCCCACUCCUUCUGGGGUCUGAGGCGCCUUCACACCCUCAACGUCUCCAAUAAUGCCAUCACAGCUGUCAUUGACACUAACUUUCGGGGUGCGGACAGUCUUCACACGCUGGACCUGAGUCACAACCAAGUGGAAUCGGUUCCAUCUGCUGUGUUCCGUCACAUUCGAAACCUUCGCUUCCUGAGCCUGGCAAACAACCGUCUACCUGAGAUAGUGCCCAGGAUAUUGUACGGCCUCUCUCUCCUUGAGACGCUGGACAUCAGUCACAAUCCUUUGGGCAUCUUGCCUUCUGACCGCUUCACUGAUGCUCCUAACCUGCGCGAGCUGAGAUGUGCUGCAUGUGGUCUUCAGACUGUUUCAGAGCAACUUCUGAGGGCGCUUCCGGAGUUGAGAGUGUUGGAUCUUCGUCUGAAUAGAUUAACGGAGGUACCGCCAAUAGCUGUGUCAAGACACUUGACGACACUGCACCUUGAUUACAACCACGUGUCCACUCUGAUGCCCAAUGGCUUAUCGGGUCCACCAUUGUCCACUCUCACGCUGGCCAAUAAUCGAAUUUCCUCUCUAAGUGUUCAAGCGAUGGCCAACUCUACGCUCACAUUCUUUGAUCUGGCAUACAACCGUCUGACGCGACUUCGUACUGAUGCCUUGAGUGACGGCUUCACCAGGCUUCGGUAUUUAAGACUCACGGGCAAUCCUCUUCAAGUGGAAAAGUUAGUACAAGUGAUCCCCCGUGCUAGACAGCUGCGGCAACUGGAACUAGCGGAGUUGGGCAUGACCCACCUGCCUGGGGAUUUGCUCCGGCAAUCACGCCACCUUAAAAUCCUCAACGUCUCUGGGAAUUACCUGUCAGGUUUCCCAGUGUCUGCAUUAUUUGCCACUCCUCACCUGAUCACCCUAGAUCUCUCUCACAAUAACUUCCGUGGCCUAGAACAAGACCUGGUCACUGCCUUCACUACCAUGGCCUCGCUGGAAAAAGUUUGGUUACAGGGAAACCCGUGGCAAUGUCAGCAAUGCCAUGUGGCUCCCAUGCUUGACUGGCUGAGGGAUCCAAGCGCCUCCCGCCAUCCUCAUGCAGAGUCUAUAUGUCGUGACAUGCCUAUGUCCCCACGUUGCCUCAGGUGCAUGGGACCGCAGGAGCUGGCUGGCCAGGAGCUGCAGUUGCUGGACAAGACCCACGUGCCUGAGUGUGUCCAGGAGGCUCCUGCAUGGCCGUCCUGGCUUGGAGACACCCAAAGCGACGACCCACGCUCACCUCGCAACCAUCAAACCGCAGAAUCAAUAGAAGAAACAGAUACCAGUCUUGAAGUAUUCUUCGGCGACCACAUGGCACUGAUCGUGGGGGUUGGGUGUGGGCUGGUCUUGGCUUUGCUGCUGGUGGUUGUUGCCGCCAUCUUGUUGGCCAGAAGACAUUCGGCCCUCUAUUACACGAAUGAGCCUGCUGACCAUGACUCCUCCCAAAAGCUGAUGAGUCGGAACAAUAACGACAACAGUCCGCCAGGUCCUAGAAGUCCCCCACGUGCCUCUACGCCCUACACUACUCGCACAGGAGCCUCUAUUGCCACUAUUGAGGAGGUCGACAGCAUCGCAGGAUCCACAAUCGAUUUGCAGAUUGGCAAGGAGCUAAGGGCCCCAAGGAUCGUGCGUCUGGCAGCGUCUCCCCUGCCAUAAAGUGGUCACGAUGUGGGUCCUUGGAAUGAGUCCUCAAGAGGGCCUGUAAGAGGUGAUCUUGAUUAGGGUCCCUGAGAGAGAGGGGGGUCUCUAAAAAUGGAUACUUCAGAGGGUCCCUGAGAAUGGGAUAACCAAAGUAGGGGAGGACGGCCGGGUCGGGCUGCGUCGCCGACCACAAUCUUGCAACUUAACCCUCCUGUCCCACCGGUUUGGAACCUCAUCUCAGUAUAUUGUAUCACCCUUCUCGGCCUUGUCUACCGUAUUGUCACCAGUGUGGCCUUCAAUGAGGUGUUACCAGACUUACCCCAUAGUGGGUGUUGCUAGCAGCUGGAUCCUCCAUAGUGCGUAGUGUGGCUCCUUCAGCGUCACCUGAAUGAGACCUCAACUACAUUCAGAAGUAUAAACGCUGGCCAGACUGGUCGUCCCGGUCUGUUGUGUCAGACAAGUGCGAGAAAUAAUGUAUUUCAUUGACAAUUGUGUCGACAUCUGGUUCAGACGAUAUUUAAUAUACAUUCUUUAAAAGAGUGUUUUAUUAUCUAAGAGUAAUGCCCAUAAAGUUCAAUGUAUGAAAAUAAGUUUUUAUCGAGGAUUAGAAAAUGGCAAUAUUAAUUUCUGGCGCUUGUUAGCGUGUUGCUGUGUUUUGGCCAAGUUGUAAAUGAUCAAUAAUACGAGUGUGAAAGAUGGAAGAAGAGCCUGCCUAGUCACGAGAGCUGGAGCCCAACUCCUCUACACGCGACCGACACCCUCCACGGCAGCUCUACACUGAUGAUUUAUUGAUUGAUAAAGAGUAAGCCACCCAAGAGGUGGCACGGGCAUGAAUAGCCCGUAAUACACUAAUGCUAUACAUGGCAGCUAUAUACUGCUGCUGUAUACGGCUGGCAUGCACGAGAGACAUCUCCAGUCACGCAGGGUGCAGUUGCACCUCCACAGAUCUCCAGUAUCAGCUCUUGAUACUGGUAAUGGCUCAAAAGGGCCACCACUUACGGGCUAUUCAUGCCCGUGCCACCUUUUGGGUGGCUUAAUCUUCAUCAAUCAAUCGGCUGGCAUGCAUUGCACGGCUCUUGUUCAUCAACGGUGUACAUUGAUGCCGUACACUUGCUAUAGUACGCAACUCCUCUCUAAUAUUUUCAUGCAUGUAUCUGUGUGUACGAAUGGGUGCUUGUACAUCAAAUUUAAGGUGUAUGUAAAUAUUAUGUACUAUGGAAACUAAAGAAUGUUUUCUUUGUAUAUUUUACCACUGGCCGUGUCCCAUGAAACACUCCAGUGAUGACCCUUAUGCACAGGAAUGACACCUAAUCCAUAAUUUAUUGCACAAUAGAACUGAGUGACCUGUGCUGAGAGCUGUCACACAGCUGUCAUUUGAACCCUUCUUGGCUGCGUCACCACACACACACACACACACACACACACACACACACACACACACACACACACACACACACACACACACACA
Messenger RNA from Procambarus clarkii (red swamp crayfish), 4189 nucleotides. RefSeq names its product platelet glycoprotein V. Gene Ontology annotation, molecular function: protein binding. The record is from RefSeq and is a predicted model, not a curated record. NCBI's taxonomy places the organism in Eukaryota, Metazoa, Arthropoda, Malacostraca, Decapoda, Cambaridae.